AUGGGUCAACGUAUCGCCAAGCAUAAUAUGCAGACUGGCGUCAAAUUAUACCAUCAAAGACGCCAUCAACAGGCUUUCGCUCGAUGGCGAGCUGCCCUGCAAAGGCUAACUAACGCUGAGGACAGAUUUAUAACUCUUGGUUAUAUGGCACAAGCAUUCUGUGAUGCUGGAGAUUAUGAAUCCAUGUUGCAAUAUUCGCUGCAACAAAUGGAACUAGCCAAUGCUCGUCAAGAUGAAUAUAUGAAAAGCGAGGCAUUUUUAAAUCUAUCCAAGGCGUACGAAAGGCUCGCGGAUUAUAGUAAAGCUAUUGGCUAUGGUCGAGCUAGCUUAGAGCAUCCGAGUAUGGAUCCUAGAACGCCUGGCUAUGCUCAUCUAGUGAUAGCUUUAUCACAAAUGGGAUUCAGUCAAUUUCAAGCGAGUCUUGACGCAUUUGAAAAAGCAAUGUGUGUAGCAAAUAAUACUAAUGAUAAAUUAUUGGAAUUACAAGUGUGCGUUGGCCUUGGUGCACUUUUUACUUUACUUAGAGAUAUAUCAAAAGCGCUUGUUUUUUUACGAAAUGCUUUGGCGAUUCUUCAAUAUAUCACUAUCGAUGAUGUUCAUGCUAAAUAUCGAAGUGUAAUAUUAUAUCACCUUUCUGUAGUCCUAAGGAUCAAAGGAUCCUUAAUAGACGCUAAAGAAGCAUGCGGUGAAGCAAUGCGAAUUUCUUCCGAAACAGGAAACCGUUCAGUCUAUGCGAGAUGCCUUUCAUCGCUUGCAGAUAUAUAUCGAGAAUUAGGAGAAUCAGAAGCUAAAGAGACGAUAACGAAAAGUUGGGCGCGUUAUGAAGAGGCAUAUCGUAUAAUGCGAAAAACUAAUGAUCGUAUGGGUGAAGUGCUUGUUCUUGGAAGUAUGGCUAAAUCAGCAUCCGAAAGUCGAAUUCAUUACACCGGACAGUGUGAAUGUCAGGCUAUACAACUUAAUAAAAAAUGCUUAGAAUUGGCAAAACUAAUCGGUUGCAAGCAUGCAAUGCUUAAAUGUCAUCUAAGAUUGCAAGAUUUAUAUAUGCAACUAUCCGAUGAAGAUAGUGAAGAAAUUACUAAAAAGGCUAUUAUCUCUUUAACUCAAGAAAUGGAACUUUUUUGUAAUUUUUGUGGUCAAACAUAUGGUCUCAAAGAUAAUUCCUUACAAGCUUUACGAUGUUCUCAUAUUUUUCACGAAAAAUGCCUGCACAUUUAUCUCAAUGAAACCAACAAUACAAUUUGCCCAAAAUGCCAAUGUAAAGCGAUUUUAAUGGAUGAUAUUUCUCUUAGAAGGCCACUUCCUCUAUUUUCGACUGAUGCAACACAACAAACAUCGCCGAUGGCCCAGGUGAGCCGUAUAAAACAAGCUCCUCCGCCACCACCAAGGAAGCCGUGCAUGGCUGAUGGAGGACUUCCAUUUUCAUCCGUUCUAGACUCUCCUAUAUAUGAGAGGCGUGAAGGCAACAAAUUUGUAUAUCCUAGAGGACUAACAAUCACCGAUGUUUAA
Dracunculus medinensis (Guinea worm) is the source of this 1506-nucleotide messenger RNA. NCBI's taxonomy places the organism in Eukaryota, Metazoa, Nematoda, Chromadorea, Rhabditida, Dracunculidae. The record is from the annotation of a GenBank genome assembly.